Messenger RNA from Hippocampus zosterae (dwarf seahorse), 2651 nucleotides. RefSeq names its product V-set and immunoglobulin domain-containing protein 10-like. The record is from RefSeq and is a predicted model, not a curated record. The coding region runs from base 57 to 2150 and encodes 697 amino acids. Lineage: Eukaryota; Metazoa; Chordata; Actinopteri; Syngnathiformes; Syngnathidae. Gene Ontology annotation, molecular function: protein binding. The transcript is spliced from 11 exons.
AAAGUAUUCUCAAAUUGAGUUUGGAAAACGUCAACCUUUUUUUCCCCCCCUUAAAAAUGAAGAGGUACGAGGGACUAAGUGGUCAUGUCUUGAUGAUUUUUUGGGGUUUUGCUUUUCCUGGUGUUGACGGGCAGCUACUCGUAUCCGCGCUGGGCGCCACCCGUGCGAACACCCUCGCAGGCGCUAACCUCACCCUGGCCGUGUCCUUCAGCGGUGCGCCGGACCCGGCCGUGACCUGGUUCAAAGGCCGCCUCCCCGUCGUCACCUGGACGCUGGGCUCGGACGCCCCCCCGGACGUGGCGGAAGAAUACAGGCAAGCGCUCAGGCUGGAGCCCAACGGAUCUCUCAGCUUCGUCCGCGUGCCGCUCGGCUACGGCGGAGACUACACGGUGGAGAUGACCAAGUCUGGCCUGGGCGCCGUCUCCUUAAAUUUCACACUCAGGGUUUUUGAACUCUUGGAGAACGUGACGAUGACCGCUUUGCCCGACUUGAUCGAAGAGGGCAGCGAGCAGUUGAGCGUGCAAUACCGCAUGCUGCGAGGCGUGGUCGAGCGGCAGCUGUGGUUCUUCAACGGCCGCCCAGUAGCCGCAGGAGAAGACGGCUCGCGUUACCUGCUGCGGCCCGGCAGCCUGGCGGUCCGCCAGCCCCGCCGGAACGACACGGGACGGUACACCGUAUCGCUGAGCAACCCCUUCAGCAGUGUGACGCUCCACUUGAACGUCACCGUUUUGUACGGUCCGGAUGAGCCCAGAAUCCAAAUCAAGCCAGUUCAGGACUUUUACGUCUCCGGAGAUGAGCUCACCCUGUCCUGCCAGGCGGAUGGAUCUCCGCAGCCCCUCGCGGAGUGGACGUUUGGUGGCCAGACUCUCUCUGAUGACCUGAUGGGUGUCCUAAAUCUCACCGCGGUGCAGACCAACCAAAGUGGCCUUUACGUCUGUCGGCUGCGCAACCAAAUGACUGGAGCGCAACGGCAGCGGGCCGUUGCCAUAAACGUGUAUGAGAGACCAGCAGGAAGGGCGCAGUGCUCCGUAGUGUCCGAGGACAACCGAAGCUUGCGCUACAGCUGCCGGUGGUCGGGCGGAACGCCGCCGGCCGCUCUGUCCUUCCCGAGUUUCCGCGUGGGCAGCAGCCUGGAAAACGUUAACGUGACGGUCAACGCGUCAAGUGAACUGGAUGGGAGAAUUUUCACUUGCCGGGCACACCAUCCCGUGGAAAACAGCGAGUGCAACGUUACGGCCGAAAGUCCGCAGAACUUCUUCCCGAGCGUGAGAACUGAAGUGGACUCUGAGGGCAAAAUAGUGGUCAGCAUGCGCUGCCUGAGCCGGGCCACGCCCCCCGCCGCCGUGCGGUGGUUCCGAGGCGGCGAGCCGCUCGGCGGCGACGUCCUCACCGGUGACGACGGCGCCAGCCUCCGCAUCAGUCACCGCAACGUCAGCGUGCUCAUCCUGCAAAACUACACCUGCGCCUGCCGAAAUCCCCUGGGCAGCCGCAGCAAGCAUCUCCGCUUGCAAGAGCCGGCCAUCUCCAAUUUCAGUUUGUUCCCGCACAAGGAUGGAACCAUCGUCACGUUGACCUGGGAAGUCCCGCCCACCUCCAUUGUCACAGGUUUCGACAUCCAGAUGAGCGGACCGGCCCUGGCGAGCGCCGACGGCAGCAUCGCUCGCUCCAAAGGCAACGGUGACACGUUCCGCACCAUCCUGCCCAAGCCCGGCUCGGCCCGAAGCGCAGACGUCUUGGGCCUGGAUCCCAAAGCCACGUAUCGUUUCCGGGUUCUUCCCAGAGCUCUGAUGACGGAGGGCCGGCCAACAGAAGCCCGCCGCAUCGGCCCGGCUGAUGGUUUGAGCGGCCCGGCCAUUGCGGGCAUCGCGGCCGGAAUCCCGUGCAGCAUCCUCUUCCUGCUUCUCAUGUGCGGCCUCGUCUACUUGGCCUUCUACUGCAGCAGAGCCAAAAGACGGCAGACGAGUUAUCCUGUGUCCAGAGCUGUCGAAAAGGUGACGACUGCCCCGAUGCAGUCACCUCACAAUCUCUUACCAGGAGGUGUCAAGUCUCCCCCCGAAUACAACAGACUGCAUCAGACGCCGUCCAGCCUUUCGGUGGCCGCGCCGCCAUUCGUCCCGCCGCCGCCCGUCAGAGUCGCGACGACAGUCUGAGCCGGUUGAAUUUUUGUACAGUAGGCCUUGUUUUUCCAUUUUGUAUUAACGUGUGUGUGUGUGUGUGUGUACACUAUGAUGUAUUCUCUUAAAAUGUUUUUCACGAAUAAGUUUUUACACGACUCACAUUAAAAUACAGUUUAUGCUCAUUUUCGGAGCCGAUUUAAGUUUUUGAAGUAGUUUGAGCGCCUGAAUAAAUAUUUCAAGUUUGAAUGGUUUUGCAAGAGAAUUAAUCUUGUUCAUUAGCAUCAAUUAGUUUCAAAUGAUAUUUUUUAGAUCCUUUUACAGACAAGAAAAUGAGUACGAUCAAGAAAGUGUGCUUUUUAGCGCGACGGUAAGUCCACGUUUGAUUUUAUUUUAUUCUUUCUUGAAGUCCUCUUGUGUGUUUUCCACCCGGUUAGCGGUAGCGCUCGACGGCCCCUUCGUGCCGCUCCUUCAACGUGGGCCGGCCACUCUUCUGCACUCGUGCAUCCUGUAGGCACACAUGUAGAAUAUACCUGC